This is a messenger RNA of Doryrhamphus excisus (bluestripe pipefish), 5728 nucleotides long. RefSeq names its product alpha-1,6-mannosylglycoprotein 6-beta-N-acetylglucosaminyltransferase (gene mgat5). Gene Ontology annotation, cellular component: Golgi apparatus. The record is from RefSeq and is a predicted model, not a curated record. Gene Ontology annotation, biological process: protein N-linked glycosylation. Gene Ontology annotation, molecular function: alpha-1,6-mannosylglycoprotein 6-beta-N-acetylglucosaminyltransferase activity. Lineage: Eukaryota; Metazoa; Chordata; Actinopteri; Syngnathiformes; Syngnathidae.
GGGCAGAGCAAACAGGGAGGCUCGUGCGCUGUAGCUGGAAUAGCAUCCAGUCAGCAACAUAUUCUUUCGCGUUUCUUCCCGGAUGUUUUGUCCAUUUAUCGCAUGUGCUGCGUCGAAUCGACUCCCAGCAGAAAGGGACACAAAAGGUAGAAUGCAGCAAGUUGAGAUUGAGAUGCUGUUUGAUGAUCAACAUGACCGCCCAACAGCAAACAUCGCGGGCCCACAAAUGGACAGCAAUGCCUAACCUCCCCUCCUGAUCCCCGCCUGGGCCCCUGGAACCAUCCCGCAGUUUAAUCACAGCCCCUGUGUCCUCCAACUGGCUGUCUUGUGAGCAUGGCUACGCCUUUCCUGUGGAAGCUGUCAUCCCAGAAGCUGGGCUUCUUCCUAGUCAGCUUUGGGUUCAUCUGGGGCAUGAUGCUGCUACACUUCACCAUACAGCAGCGGGCCAGCCAUGAGAACAGCGCCAUGCUUCGACAGCAGAUCCUGGACCUCAGCAAGCGCUACAUCAAAGCACUGGCUGAGGAGAACCAAAGUGUCAUGGAUGGACCCUAUGUUGGCACCAUGACAGCUUAUGACCUGAAGAAGACCCUUGCAGUGCUGUUGGAUAACAUCAUGCUGAGGCUGGCCAAGCUGGAGUCCAAGGUAGAAAACAUCUACAAUGGCACAGGGACUAAUUUGACCAAUGGCUCCAGCCCCUCCACACCCAGCUCCGCCAAUUCGGAAAAAGUCAAUGUGGCAGAUCUUCUAAAUGGAGCCCAGGAAAAGUGUGAGCUGCCUCCUUUGGAUGGCUUUCCUCACUGCGAGGGCAAGAUCAAGUGGAUGAAGGAGAUGUGGCGCUCAGACUCCUGCUAUUCGAGUUAUGGUGUGGAUGGGUCCACCUGCUCCUUUUUCAUUUACCUCAGCGAGGUGGAGAACUGGUGUCCCCGCCUGCCUUGGAGGACAAAAAGCCUGAAUGAAGACAUUGAUAGGAGGGGACAGGCAGAAAUCCGGACCAGUUUUGAAGAGCUGUACCGUAUGAUGUCUAAGCGGGAAGAGUUCCGCUGGAUGAUGCUGAGGAUCAAACGCAUGGCUGAGCCAUGGGUCCGUGCCAUUCGAUCGCUGGCUGCCAAGCAGAACCUGACCAAGCGUAGGAGAAAGAAGGUCCUGGUCCAUUUGGGCCUGCUAACUAAAGAGUCAGGCUUUAAGAUUGCAGAAAACGCCUUUAGUGGCGGCCCACUGGGUGAAUUGGUCCAGUGGAGUGAUCUCAUAACCACGCUGUACCUACUAGGCCAUGACAUCCGCAUCUCUGCUUCCCUGGCUGAGCUCAAAGAGAUCAUGCGGAGGGUGAUGGGAAAUAAGUCCAGCUGUCCCACUCAAGGUGAUAAGGUUGUUGAACUCAUCUACAUUGACAUUGUGGGCCUCACUCAGUUUAAGAAGACGCUGGGACCUUCGUGGGUCCACUAUCAGUGCAUGUUGAGAGUACUGGAUUCAUUUGGGACGGAACCAGAGUUCAAUCACGCCCAUUAUGCCCAGUCCAAAGGUCACAAGACACCGUGGGGGAAGUGGAACCUUAAUCCUCAACAGUUUAACACCAUGUUCCCUCACACGCCAGACAACAGCUUCCUGGGCUUUGUUGUGGAGCAGCACCUCAACGCCAGCGACAUCAAGCACAUUGAUGAUAUCAAGAGGCAAAACCAAUCUCUAGUCUACGGCAAAGUUGACAAUUUUUGGAAGGACAAAAAGAACUACCUGGACAUUAUCCACAGCUACAUGGAAAUACACGGCACCGUGCACGGCACCAGCACUGUGCACCUCCCAAGCUAUGUGAGGAACCACGGCAUCCUGAGCGGCCGAGACUUGCAGUUUCUCCUCCGAGAAACCAAGUUGUUUGUGGGUCUGUCCUUCCCAUAUGAGGGUCCCGCCCCCCUGGAAGCCAUCGCCAAUGGGUGUGCGUUCCUCAAUCCCAAGUUCAACCCACCAAAGAGCAGCAAGAACACCGACUUCUUCAAGGGGAAACCCACCGUGAGAGAGUUGACAUCGCAGCAUCCCUACGCCGAGGUUUACAUUGGACAACCUCACGUGUGGACUGUGGAUAUUGACAAUCCUGCCGAAGUGGAAAGAGCCAUUCGCUCCAUCCUCAGCCAAAAGAUUGAGCCUUAUUUGCCAUACGAGUUCACCUGUGAAGGUAUGCUACAGAGAGUCAACGCCUUCAUUGAAAACCAGGAUUUCUGUCACGGCCAAGUGAUGUGGCCUCCACUCAGUGCGCUUCAGGUGAAAAUGGCCGAGCCAGGACGUUCCUGUAAGCAGGUGUGUCAGGAGCAGCAGCUCAUCUGCGAGCCCUCCUUCUUUCAACACCUCAACAAGGACAAGGACUUGGCCAGGUUUGGCGUGGACUGCCAGACAGUGGAGUCGAGCGCGGACACCAUGGUCCCAGCCUACAGCGAGAGCCGCCACCACUGUAUCUUUCAGUCCGACCUGCUCCUCUUCAGCUGUGCCGGCGCCCACCAGUCGCUUAAGCGCAUCUGCCCCUGCCGUGACUACAUGAAAGGCCAGGUGGCGCUGUGCAAAACCUGCCUAUAGCAGCGUCGGCACGCAUCCUAACAGGAGGCAACGCCAGGGAGGAGAUCCGCUUCCGACAUCCGAAUAAAUGGAGUGGAUGUGUGUUUAAAGGACUGCCUUGCCAGAUCCAAAUCACUCCGACUCCUCCGUGGGAGACUUUGGAUGGAAAAACACAAGACCGUGUGUUGUCAUAUUUAUUGUUUAGUUAGCACCUCUUCAGGAACAUUCCAGAAGUCGUGUAACGAUACUUGAAUCAACAAAAGGGAGUCAACUUUGACUUUUGUGCAGCACAUAUCAGUGAGCGGCUGCCUUUUUGUCUCCAGGCUGAGCAGUGCAACCAAGCACCAAGGAGACCCCAGCUAACUAAUCCGACCCAUCGUCCUCCCCCUUGCCCCCUUCAUCCCUUUAUGUAGGUUGACACUGGAAGACCCACAUGCCCGACACGAAGGGGCGUGGCUUAUCCCGUACAAAAGAGAUGGCUAGUUUUACACUGUAACCAACUUCUGUACAAAAGUAAUGAAAGUGAACCUUUGAAUAGAGAUUUAGAUUUUUAUUCUGGAAGUUUUAGGAUUUCCGGAUAUGGGCAUCCCAUGGGCUACUCUUACAAGACAGAAAUGUCCAGUUGUGGACAUUUUGAUGUGGAGAUUGUUUUUUUUUCCCCCAAUUAAUUCACAUGUUGCACAGGAAUUUGAAACAUUUUUCUAUGAAUAUGUAGAGCAGACUAAUAUCCAGUAGAGGCCAGUAGGUUUAUAGAGAUGGUUCAACUUUUCCACACGGCCCCUGCGUCUCUGUAGCUUAGUCACCCCGUGGCAGGAUUAUUAUUAUUCAUAUUCAGCGUUUCGCAUACAUUCAUUUAUUUGAGGCAGCUUGUUAUCAUAACACCUCAAAUAGGAAGACUUCAAUAUCAGAGAGAUCAAUAUUGCCAACUUGGUAUCCAGACGAGAUACUCUUAUUUUGAAAUAAUGCCUAGCGACUUUUUUCUGGACACUUAUCGAGACUUACUCAACGAGCAGCCGUUCACUAUGAGCGACUGUCUCGUGAAAAAAAAAAACAUAUUUGAUUUACUUUUUAUGAUUUUUUUUGUCAGUUUUGUUUUGUCUCCCACAGCAUCCAUAAAAAUAACUAAACAUUUAAAAAAUGGAUAUUAUGUCACAUGAUCAGAGGUGACUGUAGUCAGCAGCAGUCAUACCGCUGGGCAGCCUUCACCUCGUUCUCAUUCUUUCAGAAGAAAAUGAAUAUGAAUAGUGAUUCUGAAUGAUUAUAUUUAAAAUUGAUAGGCUCUCCAGAAAAAAACAAGUCUAAAAUAUUGUGUGGGGAAGUGCACUACAUUUAUAUUUAAUUACAUUUAACAAUAUUAACACUGUAUAUUGUUUAUUGGUUCAAAGUUUUUUUUCUUUAAUUUAUUUUGUAUACAAAUUUGAAUCUCUUUGUGUUUUUGUUCCUUAUGUUUAUUUAUAAAAAGGGUGUCUUAUUUAUGGAGAGUUAAUUUGAAGAAAAAAAAUACAUAUUUAGGAUGACCACCAGGGGGAGGCAUUGUAUUCUUCUAAUGGCUUGAGCAGUAAAAUAGAGGUCCUGUAGGUUUAUAGCCAUACAGAUCUUUUGCCGAUUUGACCACCAUGGAUUUCCUGCCUCAAUUUAGUCGCUUGUUUUUAAAAGCAGACAAGAAAUGUGCUUCAUUUUACUGUGACAGCCAGCAGGGGUUUCAUAGCCGAGCUCUCAAGUGGCUUAACUUUGAACAUGUCCAGUUCCAUCGCCUCUGACACAGACUGUUUUUAUGUUGACUUUGUUUUUUAUUUAUUUCCUUUCUCACAAGCCAAUGGCUUAAGUGUUUCAGAGAGCAUGAUGAUGUGCCUUUUUAGGACUUUUUUUAUGGUAGGUUCCCAUCCUUACCUUUAUCUCUAACAUCAACUGACUUCCUCCGGUGUAUUGAACUCAAAUCACUUUUUUUGUUCUUAUGCAUUAAAUCAGCCAAAUGAGCUAUUGAUUUCUGUUAGUGCAGCGGGGGUCCAAAGUACAGCCCAGGGGUCAUUUGUAAAAAAUAAAAAUAAAAAAUACAGCUAAAAUGGAAAAAUCUGCAGUCAUUUUAAAAUACUUAGAGAAAAACAUUGGAAUCUAAUGAGAAUUUCAUCAUUUUCAAAGAAGGAAAAAUUGCAUUUUAGUAGCAUAAUUUUGAAAUAUGAAUGAAAAAAAGUCAUAUAUGAGAGGCAAAAUGGCAAAUAAAGUUGGCAUUUUUGGAAAAUUAUGUUGCAGAAAAAGGAAAUUUACAAUAAGAAAGUGGAAAUGAUUUUUUUUAUAAACAGCUGUAAUUUUAUGAAAAAAAGUCAAAAUAUGAUGAGGAAAAAGUGCUAUUCUAACAAGAAAAAAGUUGCAAUUGCACAGGAUUACAUUCAUUUGAGUAGCAUAGAGUUCAAAUAUUAAAGAAACAAAGGAAACAUUUUCAUUUUUGGAAAUAUAAUAUGGUAGUAAAGUCGCAUCACAGAAAGAAAAUUGACAAUUCAGAAUAAAGCUGAACUAUGUGAAAUUUUUUUUUUUUUUAAACAAAGUUCAUAGUAAUCUCAUUUCAUUUUUCAGUACGUGGCUCUUGGUGGAAAAAGUUUGGACAGCCCUGUAUUCGUGUGGCAGCUCAAUGAAAGGAUAAUACUGUUAAUUAUAUUCCAAAGUGAUUUAUAUUAAUUUAGCACCAGUGUUCUGUUUUUUUUCAAAUAAAGUAACCACUGGAUAAUUUGGACGUUAGUGGCCGAUAAUAAGUAGAAGGGUAUCCGUUAUUGCUUGUAGCACUACUGGACACAUCAUGGUUGUUCCAGCGGUUGUAUAAAAAUAGCAUAUUAUUCAUUCAGCCUUUGAUUUGCCUUAUUGACGUUUUGUCUUUGCCUCGAAACAAAUGCAUGUUCAUGGCGGUCUAUUUUGCAUUUACCACAGUGGCUUACAAGUAGAUAUUUCACAUCUGUCACGUCUUUACUUCUGCUUUAAUAAGAUUUAAAGGAAGCAGUGGUAUUGUCCUUUCAUUGGAGGAGGCAGCUGAUACCAAGCGUGGUGUGGCGUCUACCAGGAAACCAGGAAAGCACUGAAUUAACCAUCCUCUUUUUUUUUUGUGUCAAACUUCUGCAUCAUUUUUUUGUCUGAUGAUAAUGUAAUUGCGUUCUUAUGUUCACAAUUCUCCAUGAAUAAGAGGGAUAUGUUGUUGUUUUUU